Molecule: messenger RNA, 462 nt
Organism: Caenorhabditis bovis
Lineage: Eukaryota; Metazoa; Nematoda; Chromadorea; Rhabditida; Rhabditidae
Source: the annotation of a GenBank genome assembly
AUGCUACCAUCCACUGCCACGUUCAAGUUCUUCCGACCAUGGGAGAGCCAACCGACACCUGAAUCACCACCAUCUUCUCCGUCAUCCUCAUCCGGAUCCGACGAGAGCUCGACAAAGCGCAAAUGCGAGCGAUGUACAUGUCCCAAUUGUCAGAAUAUGAAACACGGCGAUCGUGGGCCCGAGUUUGUGCACAUUUGCUCGUACGAGGAUUGCAAGAAAACCUACCGUAAGACGAGCCAUUUAAAGGCGCACAUGAGACGGCAUGCCGGAAUUCGACCGUUUGAAUGCGGGUGGCCAAAUUGCGGCAAAAAAUUCGAUCGAAGCGAUCAGCUGAUUCGACAUAAACGGACGCACACCAAAGAAAGUCGCUUCUCGUGCAGCAGUUGCUCUCGUUCGUUCACCCGUUCGGACCAUCUCCGACAACACGUGCACACCGUUCAUCAUUUUAUAAUUGUCGAUUAA